Messenger RNA from Lotus japonicus, 548 nucleotides. Its product is annotated as histone H4. Bases 63 to 374 code for a protein of 103 amino acids. Gene Ontology annotation, biological process: nucleosome assembly. NCBI's taxonomy places the organism in Eukaryota, Viridiplantae, Streptophyta, Magnoliopsida, Fabales, Fabaceae. The transcript has a single exon. Gene Ontology annotation, molecular function: DNA binding; protein heterodimerization activity; structural constituent of chromatin. The record is from RefSeq and is a predicted model, not a curated record. Gene Ontology annotation, cellular component: nucleosome.
GAUAGCAAAAUCACUAUCAUCUGCAAAAUUCGUUGAAGCACAGAGAGUGAGAAAUCGCAACCAUGUCAGGAAGAGGAAAGGGAGGCAAGGGUUUGGGCAAGGGAGGAGCUAAGCGUCACAGGAAGGUUCUGAGGGAUAACAUCCAGGGAAUCACCAAGCCUGCGAUUCGCCGUCUCGCAAGGCGUGGCGGUGUGAAGCGUAUCAGCGGUCUCAUCUAUGAAGAAACUCGCGGUGUUCUCAAGAUCUUCCUCGAGAACGUUAUUCGCGAUGCUGUGACCUACACUGAGCACGCUCGCCGUAAGACUGUGACGGCGAUGGAUGUUGUUUACGCUCUCAAGAGGCAGGGCAGGACCCUCUAUGGUUUCGGUGGUUAGGGAUUUAGUGUUCACUGGUCUUUUAGGUCAUGUAAUUUGAUAUCGAAUCAUAGUUCGUUGAAUUUUAACAAUGUAACACCUAGUUACUUUUCUCAAUUGUUCUAAUUUUCAUGUAAAUCAUGGUUACUCUUUCUCUAUUCGCUGUUUUGAAUAAAAAUUAUCUUAGCAUCAGUA